AUGCAGCUCUGGUCUCGCGCUUCGACUAGGCAACUGGGACGCGCUGCACUUCGCACGGUAGCAUGGCGAUCACCCGCACGGGUGGGAUAUGUGCCGCUGCCACGCACGUAUAUGAACACGCGUCCCGUCUCGCGGCAUGACACGCUGCCAUAUGAUGACUUGGACGCCAGUGGAUCGUUUGUGAAUAUCAACGAAGAUGACUCUAUACCGAUUCGCAUUCUUAAAGUCUCCCCCACAGAAAUCAAACUGGCCAACGGUGACGUCGUACCCCCUACAUGCAUAUUUCUGCAAGGCCAGACUUUUGUAUGGACCCCGCCGCCUGUGGACCCCAUGACGGCGAUGCCGAGUGGCAAGGGCUGGGAGGCAUGGACGGAAGACGUAUGGAGCAUCUUUGACAUGACCAUGCCCAAGCCAGAAAUACUUGUCUUCGGUACAGGAAACACCGUUUUGCCUGUGCCUCACAAGAUUCGUUCCUUGCUGCAUUCGAUGGGUAUUCAGCUAGACGUGCAAAACACUCGUCAUGCGUGCUCAACAUUCAAUUUGCUUACAGAGGAAGGCCGCAAUGUCGCAGCAGCGCUCUUGCCCCUCACGUAG
Malassezia restricta is the source of this 594-nucleotide messenger RNA. RefSeq names its product NADH dehydrogenase (ubiquinone) 1 alpha subcomplex subunit 3. Lineage: Eukaryota; Fungi; Basidiomycota; Malasseziomycetes; Malasseziales; Malasseziaceae. Gene Ontology annotation, biological process: mitochondrial respiratory chain complex I assembly. The record is from RefSeq and is a predicted model, not a curated record. The transcript has 4 exons. The coding region runs from base 1 to 594 and encodes 197 amino acids. Gene Ontology annotation, cellular component: mitochondrial inner membrane.